AUGACUCCCUCUGAUCGGCCCCUAGCCCAUGAGGUGAAUCCAAGUGAUAGCGAAAACGAACCCCACAGGCGCUCAGCUUCGGUCUCCGAUGGUCUACUUCCACCACACUUAUACCAAAUCGUCGCCGACAGCACUGCUCUUCAGCCAAGUAAACGACAAGUAGACACCGCGCUAGAGCAGAGCAGGGCAUACUGGUAUCAUGCUGCGACGGCGGCUCGCUUCUAUCACAAUAAUGGCAUCAAACCAGAAUCUGCGAAUCCUCACCACAUGCUUUGGAAAGUUCCCAGAAUGCGGGGACGACCAAAAACCACUUAUGCGCUGUAUAUGGGCGCUUCUCCCUGUCAAUCGCUUUGCCUUCAAGCUUCUACCACUUGGCGGCUAGAUGAUGCGACUAAAUGUGAACGUGUUCAAGAAGAGAUAACCAACACCGUGCUUCUGCAAAUCGGGACCAAGGCUGCAGUCCCUUACACGCUCAGCGGCACGGUAUUCGGCCGCUGGAUUGGUACGGAAGAUGAAGUGGCAGUUGGGCCAAACUACCUGGCAAUACUCACCUUGGGGUGGUGCUAUGUACUCUCCGCUCGCUUGGUUGAACUUCAAGGGACAGGUGCUUCCAUGAGCUAUACGGCUGGGAAAGCAGCAGUCUGUGGUCAACCGAGCCCUGAGACAACGGUACAACCUAUAGAUAUUGGUGAAACUGAUGAUGAUACAAUGUUGUGGUGGUCAUCAGUGCUGGCUCCGGGCGAAGGUUGGAUGGCUGUUGUCAAACAGCGUGAUGAUGGGGACUUUCUCGCACCCUGGUCGGUCAGAAACACGUCAAAUCAAUCCCUCUCGAUAAGACAAAAGGGUAGGGGGUCUUUCGAUGCUUCUUCUGAGCCUCUGUCAUCCAGGAGAGCAUUUGAAGCUCUCGUCCAGUUUGCACUUUUACAUAAUCUGGGAAGCCAGUUUCUUGUUGCUUUGGCGACGGCCAUGACGGUACCCUGCCACAAUUUUCAUGGCUCAACUAUUCGACUACCCAAGCCAGCACUUAGCAAGGGUAGGUGUCCAGCAGUUCCAGCAAAGGCAAUUCUUCCUGAAUGGGCCCUGUUGCGUGAGAACCUUGAAUAUUACAUGACACUAAGCUGUCAUCCCGAAGUCAUCAUGUCUUGCCUUUGUGGAAUGUUUUGGGAGCCAGGUGUGCCAUGUAACCUUGUGAGUCCAUGGCUUCAUCCUAUCCUGAUCGAAGUUUCACAAACGGACAACGCCACAUCAGACUCGGCAGGCCUUGACGCCGAAUUGCUCGCUAUUAUUGGAAGCAUGCGCCGGCCCACGAUUUCUGCUCUUUGGCUCGGGGCUGCAGCUGGCGGGCUUACGCCGAUGAUCCUUAAAAGGGUCAAACGAGGGAGACCCCCUCUAGAGUCGAUUGCCUACCCUUGGACUGGGUGUCCGCAAAGCUUCAUGGACGACGCUGGCACCGGGCCGUAUCUACAAGGCCAAUCCAAGGAGCAACAGAUAUGGAGAGCUGAUGUCUGGCGACUUCUUCACCUACCUUUCACCGAUGAAGAUGAUCUGUCAUACAGAUACCGGCCAGGCACCCCGUGGGAACCUUGUGGGAAGAUGAAUGCGCGCGAUUGUGCGCUUCGCGUGGCAUCGCACUGGGAUUGUCCACGACAUCGAUUAAUUUAUCAUCAUUGGAACUGGGAGCUGGAAAAGACACCACAACUACAGGAUCCUGGAUUUUCGAGCGCGAUGGCCCCCGUGAUUACUAGGAUGGACGUGGAUGAUCUCCCUAUCAGAAGAGUAGAGCAGUAUCCCCAUAGAAUACAGGACGAAGACGCGUCUCAACAAGCAUCCUUGGAGAUUUUCCGUUGGUUUAUCUUCAACGGUGAAGGCUUUCCUCCGGGGGACUUCUACAAGAACGAAUGGCUGGACGCUUUGCAGGACGACGAGGAUAGUGAAGAGGAAUCUCAAGGGAAUGACAGCAAUAUGGAUUCCCAUAGCCCAACAGAGGAGGGCCCCGAUGGGUUGCAACGAUGGUUAGAUACGAUUUAA
Messenger RNA from Aspergillus homomorphus CBS 101889, 2028 nucleotides. RefSeq lists its product as uncharacterized. The record is from RefSeq and is a predicted model, not a curated record. The transcript has 2 exons. Bases 1 to 2028 code for a protein of 675 amino acids. NCBI's taxonomy places the organism in Eukaryota, Fungi, Ascomycota, Eurotiomycetes, Eurotiales, Aspergillaceae.